CAGCAAACAAGCUGUGGCUGGUUUAAGAUGUUUUUCAGCAGGGCUAACAAGUCCAAAAUAAUCACCUAGAAUUAUGACAAAAUUGUGCAAUGUGGAUAUCAUGCUUGUUAAUUGUUAUGAGUUGUCGUUAUAAAACGCUUUGCCCCGCCUUCGGAAAUAAAGGCACACACAUCAGCUAUAGGCUAUAUCACAGUCAUGUAACCAGGAACAUCACAACCGACAUGCAUUACAUGUCCUUUAUUGAUUAUUUUCCUUUUUCUUUACGUGUGUCUUUUUCUUUAAUUACAAGAACAAGUUAAAAGCAACUAGGCUACUUUCUAAUCGUUGAAAAGAACAAUUAGAAAGCAGGCUAGUAAAAUCGUCUUAAUUCAAUUUAUUUGGUUGACUUGAAGAAGAAAACAAUGGAAGUCUUUAUUUUGCUCACUCUGUUUGUUUUUGUCGCUGAAGUUGUGGUUGGAUCGAAUUUGGUGUCAGUGAUGGAGGGAAAUUCUGUCAUUCUAAAAAGUGAUGUUACCAAACAAGGACGUGACAAGAUGCUGUGGUAUUUUAACGACACCCUCAUUGCCCUGAUUAAUGGAGAUCCCACUAAGAGUUGUCUGUAUGAUGGCGAAGGUGAGAUAUUCAAAGGGAGAUUGGAGGUGGACUUUGAGACUGGAUCCCUGACCAUCACAAACAUCAGACCUGAACACACUGGACGCUAUGAAGCAAAUUUCAUCAAAAGCAAGAGCUCAGGAACCAGCCAAAGCUUGAACCGAAACGGCAAGUGUGACAGCAGAAAAAUCACCAAAAAAAUGAUGAACAUCGGCGACACCGUAAAGACAUUCAGUGUGUCCAUCAGUGCCAAUGAAGAAUCGUACAAUGUGGAGAAGAAACAAGAGUCUGAACGGGAUUCAGUUCUGUCUUCAGGUCUUAUAGCAGGAAUAUGUGCUGGUGUUGGUGUUCUUCUGCUGCUGGCUGCAGCUGUUCUUGGUGUGGUUUACUAUCGUAACAGGAGCUCUAAAAUGGAAGACAUGGAGAAAAACUCUGAGCAGCUGUUGAAUGUCCCAAUAUGAGAAGGACAAAGGCCACGUAACCUGAGAGGAUAUCAACAGGACUGGUGAAAAGAAAUCUGGAUAAUGGAUCUCCUCAGUUUUUUUUAAAUAGGGGUGCACAAAUACCAUUUUUAUUCCAGAAUUGAUCAGAAUCCAGUAGCAACAUUUUGAGUUUUAAUAUGAUCUGACACCAGUGCUGUUCUUUUCCUCGAUCACUGAUGUGAAAAAAAAAAAAAAUCUUAAUUUGUCCACACAUAUAUUACAAAUCUUAUUUUACAACACUAAAAAAAAAGCAUUAUAGAGGGGUUUUGGGUCUCUCUUUCAGUCAGUAAGAGGCAGUGAUUUAUUUGGAAGUCAGUUGCUGCUUUUGACACUUGUGUGGUGCUGUAACCUGUUUCAUCAAACCCUGUCAGUGAAGAUUCAUGAUGGAUAAUCAUCCACAUGGGCCUUUGGUGGUUGCUUGCAACAAAUCAUUCUUCACUUUUUAUUAGCACUUUAUAUAUUCCAGGAGCAGAAGCAUAGUGUUUGUGGAGCAGGUUUGUCUGCUGUUGUCUCUUGACGAUUGAGAUGGUCUCAGCAGAUCAGAUGGACGUUGAAUGUUUAUGGAGUGAAGCUUCUGAAAGAAACUCAUUGUGAUGGAACCACUAGGUGGCGGUAUUCACUGUAGUGACUAUGGCAUAGAAAGGUUUUUUUUUUUUCUACUUGUAUUUACAAAGAUCUGCUUGUAGCAUUCUUGUUAAAAUUAUAUGGUGAAUGCUUUGUGAUUAUUAGUAUAAUGAAAAAAAAAUAUAUUGAACUGCAAAAAUACAGGGACUGUCAACAUGAUAAAAACAAUCCCAAUGUUGCAAAAAUGAAAACUGUUUGUGUUUGGGUAUGUGUGUGUGUGUGUGUGUGUGUGUGUGUGUCCAGAUGUGAGUCCGAUGAGCAAAGAAAAUUCCACAAUAUGUCAUCGUCUUCAUAUAUUUUAGUAAUAAAAGUGUCAGAACCUUCGUCCAUCACUGAUUGUAAACCAGCAUCAAACACACCUGGAUAAUAUACAGGAACAAAUUGAGGCUCUUGCUUGUUUACAAAAUCAGUUGAAAUUUGCAACAUGUAAAUGUGAACUGAAGAAUGUCCAGAAAACAGAUAACUUUCCAGGCAGUGAGAUGGCACAAACAGAACAAAAUACACAUGUGAAUAAUUUUCUUAAAUAGUUCAGUGAAAAGUCUGACCUAUACCAGAAAAGCUCAAACUGAUUUACCCACAAUGUGGUUUGAAUCCUCCUCCAACAACAGUUUGAACAGGACUCAUAAAGUGCAGCUUUACAAAAUUAUAAUUUUCUUGCAUAAAAAAAAGAGUGUUAUAUUAAGCUGCUUUGUUUCCAACGUGCACUUAUUUAAGUCUGUUUUAUUGAACUCAUGUAAAAGUUACGGCUUUGGGGCAUGACUUUAUGGAUGACUCAAGUUCGUCUCUAUUUCUCAACGACAAGCUUAACUGUCACCGUCCCAUAUACGGGACGCCAAAGUUUACUUCGCUAUAUUACAAUUAAAUCCUAAUGUAAUCAUGACAAACUAUAUAUCAUUGGAAAGGCCUAAGUCUCCUAAAUAGAUAUUUUACCAUUUUUUGUUGUUAUAAAUUAUAUAGCAACAGUAAUAGAUUAAUUUAUGACAAUAGUGCACCAAGAGUCUAUGACAAAUCUACAUCAUAACAAGAGUUGUGACCUUUGUCACAAAAAGUCUUUAUUUCCUUGCCUUUUUCCCUAUCACAUGUCUUAAUCUCAAAAUUCAUCCUGUGAAAGUUUAUCCUGUCCAUUUUGAAAUCAGACAUUGCGUUACCAUAGAAAUGGUACUUUAAAAUGUUUUAGCGGUCUCCUCCCCCUUAGCGGGGGUGUCAUAUUACAAAAUGUAUUACGGUCUUUUAGAAUCAAAACUUUUUUAUAAUCUUGACAAAAUACAUAUUGUUGGAAAGUCUCAAGAUUCCAUAUUUGGUGGUUAUUUUGUUAUAGAUGUAAUAUUGAGAGAGAAAUUGAUAGAUUUGUGACAGAAAUGCAUAAAAAAAAUAAAAUUCAAUGUAGUUUGGAUGGCACCCGUUGGCUGUUUUUGGUAUAAAGCCUAAUCAAAAUUGCAUAUAAACCUCAAUUUUUGUUUUUUUUUAUAUCAACUUCAAAUUUGGAACACAACUUAUGUAGACAUAUGGAGUUUGAUUUAAUUUAAUUUAAUUUAAUUCAUUAAUUUUAUAGCAAUUUUGGAUUUAUAACUAUUUUUCAAAAAAUAUUUAUUUUAUAUAAAAUAAAAGGAAAAUAGUAUAAUACAUUUUCUUAACAGUAAAUGUAAACUUCUAUAACUUUUUAAUACUUUAAUUUUAUUAAAUGAUUUCAUUCACUUCUGUAAUAAUCUGCUAAAUGUCUUCUCUAAAAAGAGACCAACCUUAGGUCUGUAUUCAAAAGCGUUCAUGAAUUAUAAUAAUUUAAGUUUGGAUAGUGCACUUUCUCGUGAAUUUUCAAAAAUGGGGAUGACAGUUAAGGGGUUAAACUACAUAUCAUUCAUUUAAUGUAUCUAAUUUGUGCAUUAUUGGCUGACAUUUUAAAUAAAGCAUUUCAAUUAAAGCAAAUCAAGUUACUCUACCUAUAAACACCAUUAUUGACUUGUCUCUCUUCAAGAUGCACUGCAGUAAUGGAGGUCUCGCAUGCAAUUCUUAAAGCACCCACAAGAAGGCGUCAUAUAUCGGUGAAUAUUAUAUUACAAAACCGAUAUCCGAUAAUGGAAAAAUGUGUAAAUAUCAGGAAAAAUAUUGGAAAAACUGAUUAUCGAUUCAUCUCUAGUUACAAAGUAUUUUACAAUGGCAUCGAACACAGCCAAUUAUAAUCAAAAACUGUCCGUUUUUAUGACAUGUGUUUUGUUACUUUUGCCUGGCUAUAGCAUGAGAAAAAAUAUAGCAUAAUGCUGCCAUCAAGACAACGUCUUUCUCAGAGUGGUCCCUGCUUAUUUCAGCAAGACAAUGCCAAGAUUCAUUCUGCAUGUGUUACAACAAAACCAUCGAUCAAGUGAUUUUCGUCCAUACGAAAAUUAAAUUGUGUUUCAUACUCAAUAUAUGCACUUUAGCUUUUGUUUUAUACGUAAUCACCAGUAAAUGGUCUUAACAUGCUUAGUCUGGUGUAUGGUCUCCCUGACUAACCAGCUAAUAAGUGCUCAAACUCCUUUAAAAGCAUAAACAGACCAGCAAACAAGCUUAUGUGGUUUAAGAUAUUUUUAAUCAGAGCUAACAAGUCCAACAUAUUCAACUAUAAUCAUCUCUGAUCAUAACUCCAUUGUCAAUAUCUUACCUAUCCCACCUUUGGAAUUUAAAGCACACAUCAUGCUGGGUUACUAGCACUAUCAUGUAACCAGGAACAAUGUAACCAUUAUGUAAUACGUGCCCUUUAUUCUUUAUUUUCAUUUAUGUGUCUCUGUUUCUUAAUUUUUGUUGCAUUUAUUUAUCAGGUGAACACCAUUUAAAAUAAUGGGAAUCUAUUUUGUCCUCACUCUGUUUGUGUUUCUCGUUGAUGGUAAGUUGCUUGACUUUGUAUUUACAACCCUUUCUCUUUUGAGUGAACAGUUUAAUUUCACAUCAAAGCUGUCUUUCCUUGUCUUGCUUUACUCAUAAUUCCCUGUAAUUUAGUACAAUUCAGGAAUUUGAAGGUCCAUAAUGUUAGUCUUAAAGAAAACUUGAAAAACUAGUUGUAGUUUUAUUUAUUUAUUUAUUUUUUAAAGUGACACAGACACAAGUUGGUUCCUUAACACAGCGUUUAUUACUUUGGCACGUCUGGUUCACACCGUGAGAACUCAUUGGCCACUUGUCUUGAAAAGAGGUCCUUGAAUCUGUGAAAGUCUCAUAAAAGUCCACUUUAAAAAGUCUUUUGGCUUUAAACCUGAAUAAUGACCACUUUUAAUGCAGCACAGCAGUGCAUCGUGAAGCAUCUGGGUUUGUGUUUGGGCGUCGGGCAACUAUGAUGCGUUCUUGUGCCUAAUAAUUUAACUUAAUUAUAUAUUUGCUGCACAUUACAUUACACAACAUUUUAAUUUUAAACUUAAAUCAAACAGACUUAUUGUUGCAAAUUAUGAGUUAUGAGGAAAUUUGUUAUAAAUGUAUUUAUGCCACAGCAUUUACACUAAUAAUAAUUAAAUAAUCAAAGGAUUGAAUGGGAAUAAAGACAAUAUAGUUUUUUUCUGUACAUUUGAAGUAUUUUCCAGAAUGUUGCAAUAUUUUUAUUUUAUAAAUAUGUACACAUUCACUUGUAUUCGUAAUGUAAUUAGGGGCCAAGCAUCAAAGGUACUAUGACACCUAUUUUAUUUGCUACUUUUCUUCCUUUUCUUCUUUUUUAUCUUCUUCCGUUUUGGGAGUCUAUGGCAGCUUAUAAAACCGCUUGUAGGAAAGUUAUGAAAUUGGGCACACUGAUAGGGUACAUUAACCGACAUUAACCACAGCAAAUUUGGCGUCUCUAACUCAAACUCUGUAGCGCCACCAUGUGUCCAAAAUUUCACUCAUGUUUAUGCUAAUAAAUUGAGCCGUACGGGCUAGAAUUUUUUCCCUCUUAUUCCUGCUCAUGCCGAUUUGAUUUUACCUUAUGAUAUAAUUUUCCAUCAUAAGAAUUUAUCCACCAUUUAGAUUUGUUUUUUUUUUGUUUUUUUUUACUUUUUCGAAAUUGUUCGAGACGGUUUGUUCAAUUUUCACCAAAAUUUACACAGAUCAUCAACGAAUUUGACGAAAAGCUUGCCAAAUCGAUGUGAGGCUGUAUGUCUCCAAUGCUUUGACUUACUCAGACCAAACUUGGUGUGUGUUAUAACAACCAUGACCUGAGGCUACCUGCACAGUUUAGACACAGCGCCACCUAGUGGUCAGGAGAUAUGAAAAAUAAUAUUUUUGUUUAUAACUUCUGAAUGGUUUGCCCAAAAAUCAUAAAAUCUGUCUCAUUAGAUUCAGUACUGCAAGCCGAGUCCAGUUUUCCCAUGUUGGCCAUUUUGGGUGUCAGCCAUUUAGAAUGUUGUACUAAAAUCCUGUAUUUCAUGAAUGCAUUAGCAUAAUGUUAUGAAACUCAGCAUGGGUCAUCGGCACAAUGCCCUGAAGGAACCUGAAAAAUUUCAAGCCAGCGCCACAUAGUGGUGAAAUAAAAUAUUCACAUGCUUUUUAUUUUGGAUGUGGUUGACUUAUUUUCAAUGGAGUCUCCUUAGAUUCCUGAAUCCCUGCCAAAUCAAAUGAUACCAUCAAACAAUAAUAUCUUCAAAAUCAUUAGUCUGACUGAGACAAAACCACUGUAGGACAUUUAAAAAAACAU
This is a messenger RNA of Onychostoma macrolepis, 6321 nucleotides long. RefSeq lists its product as uncharacterized. The record is from RefSeq and is a predicted model, not a curated record. The coding region runs from base 402 to 1052 and encodes 216 amino acids. The transcript is spliced from 6 exons. Lineage: Eukaryota; Metazoa; Chordata; Actinopteri; Cypriniformes; Cyprinidae.